Molecule: messenger RNA, 1393 nt
Organism: Anopheles gambiae (African malaria mosquito)
Lineage: Eukaryota; Metazoa; Arthropoda; Insecta; Diptera; Culicidae
Product: 3-oxoacyl-[acyl-carrier-protein] synthase, mitochondrial
Exons: 1
Coding region: 1-1380 (459 amino acids)
Biological process (GO): fatty acid biosynthetic process
Molecular function (GO): 3-oxoacyl-[acyl-carrier-protein] synthase activity
Source: RefSeq, a predicted model, not a curated record
AUGAUGGGACCAAACGCUCACAGCUACUGUUUGCUGCGCGCACGGAAAAGUCUCCCCUACGUGCUGCGAACUAUUCACCAUUCACACUCGAAACACACCAGAGACAGUGGACGACGCCGGGUGGUGGUAACGGGGCUCGGUGUAGUAUCACCUGUCGGCUGCAAUGUGGAAGCGGCCUGGCAAACGAUCCUCUCCGGUCAGUCAAAAGUUGGUCGACUGGUGGGAGAAACGUACGACAAGCUUCCCUGCCGCGUAGCGGCCACAAUCGACACGAACGACAUCGAUCUGGAAAAGUGUUUCUCCAAAACCGAGCUCAAAACGAUGGCACGCGCUACCGCCUUUGCGUUGAUCGCUGCCAAGGAGGCUCUCUCGAGGGCUAGCUGGAUGCCGGGCGUGGAGGAUGAAACCGCCUGCCAGCGCACCGGUGUUGCCAUCGGUAUGGGCAUGGUAGAUCUGAUGGACAUUUGCGAGACGAACGAAGCGCUCAAGAAGGGAUACAACCGGGUGAGCCCAUUUUUUGUGCCCCGCAUCUUGCCCAACAUGCCGGCCGGGCAGCUCAGCAUCCGGUACGGGUUUCGCGGACCGAACCAUGCCGUUUCUACCGCCUGUGCUACGGGUGCCCAUGCCAUAGGCGAUGCGUUCCGCUUCAUUCAGCACGGCGAUGCGGACGUGAUGGUGUGUGGCGGUGCGGAAGCUUGCAUCAGUCCGCUCGGGAUUGCCGGAUUCUGUCGGCUGCGAGCGCUCAGCACGGCGUUCAACGACGAACCGACGGCAUCGUCCCGACCGUUCGACGAGCGUCGCGAUGGCUUUGUGAUGGGCGAGGGGUCGGCCAUUUUCGUGCUGGAAGAGCUGCAGCAUGCCCUGCGGCGAGGAGCACCAAUCUACGGCGAGAUACUCGGGUAUGGAUUGUCUGGCGAUGCGUCCCAUCUGACGGCACCGCGGGAGGAUGGGACGGGAGCGCUGUUGGCGAUGCAGCGAGCCCUUGCCGAUGGUGGCGUAACGGUUGCCGAUAUUGGGUACGUUAAUGCACACGCCACAUCGACCCCGAUCGGUGAUGCGAUAGAAGCCCGUGCGAUAAGGACACUUUUCGGAGAGCACACACGGUCGCUGGCGGUUUCGUCGACAAAGGGAGCCCAUGGUCAUUUGCUCGGUGCGGCCGGCAACUUGGAAGCGCUGUUCGUCGUGAUGGCCUGCAGGCAUGGUCUGCUUCCACCCACCGUCAAUCUGCAGAACGUAACGGACGAUAUGGCCGGGCUGCAUUACGUGGCGAACAGCUCCGAACCAUGGGAGGGGAAGCACCGUCGGCGGGUGGCUUUGAAAAACUCGUUCGGUUUUGGUGGCACCAACGCUUGUCUCUGCAUUGGUGAAUACAGCGAAUAAACGGUGAACGUUA